Molecule: messenger RNA, 5700 nt
Organism: Sceloporus undulatus (fence lizard)
Lineage: Eukaryota; Metazoa; Chordata; Lepidosauria; Squamata; Phrynosomatidae
Gene: SLC25A43
Product: solute carrier family 25 member 43
Exons: 5
Coding region: 553-1551 (332 amino acids)
Biological process (GO): transmembrane transport
Source: RefSeq, a predicted model, not a curated record
AGUUUUGCUACGCAUUUAGCCGCCUCUGUCGAAGAGCUCCGGCGCCACAAUAAACUACAACUCCCAGCAUUCUUUAGCCCUGAGCCAGGGCAGUUAAAGCGGCCUCAAAGCGGAUUAUUUCUGCAGUGUGUUAUAGACCAAAGUCUCCAAAUCGAUUUAGGGUGACUUUCAGGCAAGGAACGCUUGCUGCCGCCGCCACACUGUAGAAUCGAUGCAGUUUGAUCCCGCUUUAACUGGGUUUGAAUUUAUGAGACCCUGUCCUGCAUUUUUCUUAAUGCCCUCCAUUCCGUGGAGCCUCCUCCUCCUCCUCCUCCGGGGCAGUGAGGCCUUAUGGUCACCCUACCAAUAAACCUGAGGAAGUGAAUUCAUAUUUCAGCUUCCUUCGGCCAUAGCCGCCUCCUUCUCCUUCCUUCUCUGGAAGGCCCUCCAUUUUGUGGCGCUGAGGAGGAGGCCUCACUCAGUCCCCGUCCUCGCCUAGCCUCCCGCCCGCCUCCCUCCCAGUCCCGCCCCGGGAGCGAGAGAGGGCUGGCUCUGCGACCGGGGCCGAGGAGGAUGGCGACCUGGAAGCGGGACGGGCGCCUGACGGCGUGGCAGCGGCUGUGCUGCGGGGCUCUGGCCGGGGCGGUGAGCCUGAGCGCCACUGCGCCGCUGGAGGUGCUGACCGUCGGGGCCCAAGUGGGGCUCCCCGGCUCCCGAGGGGGGCUCCGGGCCUCUGGGCGCCGCCUCCGCCGGAGCCAAGGCCUCGGGGCUCUCUGGAAGGGCAACCUGGCCGCCUGCCUCCGCCUCUGGCCCUACAGCGCCAUCCAGAUCGCCUCCUACAGAAGAUUUGUCAUGCUGUUUGUGGAUGACUUGGGUCACAUCUCCCAAUGGAGUUCCAUCAUGGCAGGAAGUCUUGCUGGAAUGGUGGCCGCCAUUGCAACUUACCCAACGGAUGUCAUCAAGACACGACUCAUCGUACAGAACCGACUGGAGCCUUCCUACAAAGGAAUUCUUCACGCUUUGUAUAUGAUUUACCAUCAGGAAGGUGUUGCUGCACUUUACCGUGGCGUUUCCCUGUCAGUAUUAGGUGCUAUCCCAUUUUCCAUCGGCUCUUUUCUUGUUUACACCCACCUGGAUAAAAUCUGGGGGGAACCCAGUCUCCGCUUCACUCCACUGCAGAACUUCAUCAAUGGCUGCCUAGCAGCUGGCGUUGCACAGACACUUUCCUUCCCUUUUGAAUCAGUCAAGAGGAAAAUGCAGGCUCAGAGUCCUUGCCUCCCCCAUAACGGAGGGGUUGACAUCCAUUUUGUGGGCAUGAUAGAUUGUUUUAAGCAAACCGUGAAGAUAAAAGGAGUGCUUGCUCUUUGGAACGGACUCACUGCUAACUUACUGAGGAUUGUCCCUUAUUUUGGGGUCAUGUUCAGCACUUUUGAAUUCUGCAAGCGUGUCUGCCUGUAUCGAAACGGUUACAUUGAUUCCCCGCUAAGCUACAAGCUAACACCAGGUGUGGAUCAGAGUUUACAACCCCAGGAGUUGCAAGAAUUCAAGCUCCUUGGAAAAAGAAACUUUUAAGCCCCAGGAAGCAUUUUCUGUAAUGAAAGGUCACAUUGCUAAAGGAACGUUGUGGAGAGCUGAAAGGAAGACACUGGACUUGAGUUAAUAGUAUGUAACUGGUCACUGAAUGAUAAAACCCAUCCUACAGUAUUAGAUGACCCAUCAAACCUUUGAAGUUCGCCAACUUCAGUUGAGGUAUACCUUGGGGGGAAAAGAGAGAGUGUGGCCUUCUAGGGGCCAAACACAGUACAAUAAUUGUGCACAAACUGUGCAAAGUACUCAAUUAUAGCACUAUAGCAGAACUGCCAUGGUUCUGUCCUAUUGAAUGCUGAGAUUGUCAGUUUAGAGAGGGGCAUUUGGAAUUCUCAGCCAGAGAGCUCUAGUGCCUCACCAAACUACAAACCCCAGGAUUCUCUAGAAUGGAACUAUGGCAGUUAAAGUGGAAUGAUAGCACUAUAAGUAUGUAGUGUGACUGGGCCCCUGAUGUUCUUGAACUACAGCUGCCAUCAACUAGCUUCCACAGCCAGAUAUGAGGGAGAAUGCAAGCUGAAAUCCAACAGCAUUUGGAGGGCCACACAUUCCCCAUGUGAGGCCUAAAACUACCUAAAAUCUAUAGUCUUAAAUUAUAUGUGCAGAGGAAUGCGUUGAUAUUGUUGACUGUGCCAUUUGCACGGUGCUACAUGGACUGGAGGUGUUUGCAGUUUUUUUAGUAGUUUUCCUGUGGACUGAACUUUCUGCUUCAAAUUCAAGCAAAGACUGAGGAGAAAAAUUCCAUCCUUGCCGGCUGACUGCCAAGUGCCUUCCAAUGUAUAGAAGCAUCUGGAUAUAUAAUUUCACCUUACUUGCAGUCUGAAAUAGUGCAAUCCAUUCUACUACCUCAUUCUGCUUUACAUGUGACUCAUUUCCCAUAGAGGCAGCUAAAAGAAGGUGGGUAUUGAGCUUCUAAUACAGGGUUGGAGGAAUAUAGCCCUCUAAAUAAUCUUGGCACGAAGCUUCCAGCAUUAUUCACCACUGGCUGUGCUAACUAGGACUGCUGGGAUUUGCAGUCCUACAAAAUCCCAAGAUGCACACUUUCACCACCUCUGGAAGCAUUGCCCUUGGACAUUCACAUUUGGUCUACAAUUAGCCUCAGCCCCACCCAACAUGACCAACAGGAUGGGAUUUUGGAAGCUAUAGUUUAAAGCAUCAGGGAGGGCCAAAGUUUUGCCACUCCUGAUCUUGGGAGCCCUGGAUCCAUCUAUGGGAGACAGACUGGAUGCAUCCCAUACUCUUCAGCACGACAGACUCCUCAGAAAAGGAGUAUCAACUCUUAUUGGGAGGUAACAUAGUGGGCCCUGCAUCAGUAUCUUUCAACAGAGAUAAUGCCAAAAUUGGGAAGUCAGGUAUUUGCCUGCAUGCACUGGAAUACUGAACUGUUUUUUAAAAUUAAAAAGCACAUGCAGUGGAUAAUCGAAAAGCACAAGAAAACCAAAGAGGACAUAUUUGAUCUGCAUUUCUCCCACAAUAUAAAUCACCAUUUUUAAGAGAAAAAAUAUAGGUAGAUUUUAAAAGAUGGUAGGGUUUGAGUCACCAUUUGGAGAGCUUUUGCAGUGGGAAGGGAUGGCAAUAUAGGAGGAAAAUGUGCUGGCUGAUAUAUUUAGGGAUAGAUUCCGCCUUUACAGCUGACUUUAGCAAGCAGAAUUGUAUGCUGUACUGUCUAGGCUUGAACAAUCCUGCACACAUUUUGAACUGAACAGAAUGUGCUUCUGAAUAGAUAUGUAGAGAAUUGUACUACUAGAAUGCAAUCCAGUACAUAUUUACUAUGAAAUCAAGCCCUGCUAAGUAUUUCAUAGUUAACAACUCCAAUGCUCUCCAAAUCCCCUGGGCUCCAACUCCCAUUAUCCCCAGUCCAGCAGUAUGGUCACUGUGCUGAGUGGGGGCAAGGGGAGUUGUAUCUCAGCCUAUCUGGGAUGGAAGAUGAGGAGAUGUGGAAAGGUUUACAGUCAGACCUCCUUAUCCAUGGAAUUUUUAAUCCACAAUUAGCCACAGCUUGAAAAUAUUCCAAAAAUGUAUAAAAUCCAAAAAGCAAACCUUGAUUUUGCUAUUUUAUAUAAGGGACACCAUUUCACUGCCACUGUAUAUAAUGGAACAUUAGCAUCCACAGGAGCCCCUAGAAUCAAACCAGCGGAUAUCAAGGGCCCACUGUAUUUGGACUACAACUCCCUAAAUCUACCAACAGCAUGGAUUCAGGAGUAGUUCAAAAAUUUAAUUUCUCCAAACUCUGGCAUCAAGAUGAGGAACGUUGUAUGUAUGCAGCUACACUGUUAAGGAUGCAAAUAUGAGUGGUGGGAUGUCCCAUGAUGGAGUGCCUCACUGCAUCGAAAAUCCAAACACACAUAAGAAAAUAUACAGAGGGAAAUCAAGUUAGAACCUCCAUGAAAUGAUUAAAGUUUGCAGACCAGUUCGAGUACACCUUUAAUCACAUAAACCCCAUCUCACUUGCAUUUGUAAGUGGUACAACCUGAGGAUAGGAUGCUAGUAGUACUCCAGCUGCAUGGAUUGGCUCCUGCUAGAGCAUGUUCUGGCAAUGAGUGCCCACUGUGUAUUGCAGAGACUCUUGUGUCUCAUCUGCUUUGAGAUCCUAGAACCUCUUGCAUUUUUAGAGUGACAAAGUGUAUACUCAGCUUUCCCAUGCCUCUAGCACACAGCACAUCAGUGUGUAAACACACAGAGGAGGGAGCUGGAUCUGAAAAACUUGUGUGUCUUUGUGUACACUACAGUUACGCUGGUGUCAAAAAUUGCUCUUACAAUCGCCUUGCAAUAACAGUUUGUGAUUAAUUUUGUGAAAAGGGCAUUUGAUAUUAAAUUUACCUUUUCCAGGAAACACAUGACGUGGUGAUUAAAGUUGACAGCGUUUAUCUCUUUCUCAGGGUUGCAAAAGAGGGAGUUUUGUCAUCCAAAGGUGAAAUGAAAUAACUCUGCUUAAAUCCUCCUCCUGCGUCACUGUCACUGAUGUAGGAGCUCUGUGCUCCUUUGUGGCUGUUGGGACAUUGGGUUGUUGCUUCUCUCAGCCAGAGAGGGACAUUUUAGGACCAAAGUGUGCCUGCCAAAGGUUUUCUUAGGAACCCCCUGCAUGGCUUUCUGUGUGUGUCUCACACACACACACACCCUACUUGCCUGGCCCUUUCCAUUUUCCUUCCAUUAGAGAGCCAGCAUGGCCUAGUGGUUUGAGCAUUGGACUACAACUCUGGAGACCAGGGUUCGAAUCCUGGCUUGGCCACUGAAACCCACCUACUAGCCCUGGGAGUUACACUCUCUCAAUCUCAAGGGAAGGCAAACCUCCGCUGAACACAGUCUUGUCAGGAAAACCCCAGAUUCAUCUUGAAAGCACACAACAACAACAGCAACAACUCUUGCCAUAGCCUGGGCAACCUUAUAGCCUCCCCACUUGCCCACAAUCCAACCUUAUACAGGGUGAGUCCUCAAUGCAAUGGAGGACAAGACCCUGCAGAAACAUAGGACAUUCUAGAAAAACGGAGGCCAGGACCAAAGAAAAGCUUGAUAUGCUCCUAGAAAUAUUCGCUCAUGCUUCUUAGCAUUCUCAAAAUGGAGGACCUUUUGGAACUGCCUCCUGACAGAAGGUUGAAAUGGAGGGCAGGUCCUGGAAAAGGAGGACAUGGCUGGUCAGAGGACAAAAUGUAGGACAGUCAAGAAAAACUGAGGGCAGCAAGGCCAAAGGAAACGCUGCUAGAAGUAAUUAGUCAUGCCUGCCACUUAGCCUGGCUCAAAAUGGAGGACCCUUUGACAUUCCUCCUAGGAAGAAGGUUGAAAGGAAGGGCAGGUCCUGGAAAAGUAGGAGGCCUGGUCACUGAAAUGGAGGAUAUGUCCUGGAAAAGUAGGAGGCCUGUGAAAUAGAGGACAAAUCCUGGAAAAGUGGGAGCCUUGGUGAAAUGGAGGGCAGGUCUGGAAAAGUAGGACCCCUGGUGCCUGAAAUGGAGGAGGGGUCCAGGAGAAGAUCCCUGGCCAGGCUGGGAAAUGAAGGCAGGGCCUUUGCCAUUGGGCUCUGGGGAGAGUGGGCUCCCUCCUUCCUUUCCUCCCUUUGCAGCAGCAGCAGCAGCAGUCCUCUCUCGGGUCCCUCCCUCCCUGCUUCCCUGCCGUCGGAGCCAAUCAGGGCCCAGGGAAGGGCUU